UUAGUUAUUGCGUUCUCAAGGCCGCGGCUAUUACACUUUCCGCUGGAAGCUCCAAAGCUUCGAGUCACUCCCAUCGAACCUACUCCCCAGUACCUCCUGCAUUCGCUUUCUAGGGUUUCUACUAGCAAUUUUUUCCUCUCCACGAUUCUACCUCUCUAGCAGUCUUGAGAGCAUAAGAAACUUAGGAACAGCUGAUUCUAGAAGAAGAAUCGAUUCAUGGAGUCUUUCUCGAGAUUCAACAUGGGGUUUGAAGAGGACGACGAAGAUGAAGAGGAGUUCGGAAAGGGAGAAGGCUCUUCUAAAAAAGAGCUGACCUUGAAACUUGAUGGGAAAAGCAACGAGCAGAAGGCAAGCACCCCACGAUUGAAGCAUUCUGCCAUAGAACAAAGACGUAGAAGUAAAAUAAAUGAUAGAUUUCAAAUGCUUAUAGGACUCUUGCCAAAUAGCGAUCAGAAAAGAGAUAAAGCAUCAUUUUUGCUGGAGGUCAUCGAAUAUAUCCAAUUCUUACAAGAGAAGGUACAGAUGUACGAGUAAAUUUCGCCUGUGAGUGAUGAAAACACCAGAUUGAUGUUAUUGAACAACCGAAAUGGCUCUGGUGAUCCCAUGAAUGAUCCUCAAGUCUUUAAGAAUGGUGCUUCGUCUGGGUUACUGGUGUCAGAUAAUGGCAUUCCAGAAAGCAUUGGAGAAUGCUUCUGUUUUUCAACUAAGGCUUCGUUUGGUACAGUUUUUUUGCUUGCUUCUCGAAGCAGCUCUCUAGUACAAAAAUUAAAAUUUUUUACUAAAAAACUGCUUCAAGAAGCAAUAAAAAAGCAGUCCCAAAUAAAGCGUAAGAGCGCUCCCCCAGCUUCUUCACAGCCAAACUUUCAUUCCUCUGUAGGAAGGGGGAUAUUUCUUGGCCAACCUUUGCAAAGGUUUCUUCCAGAAGCAGAUAGUAUGGUUUCCCAGUCUGAGUCUGAGUGGCUGAGAUCUUCAUUUCCUGUUGAUUGUACUGUUAGCAAUUAUGUAUUCAAUGAACAGGAGGAGCUAACAAUUGAUGAAGGAACCAUUUGUGCGUCAAAUGCAUAUUCUCAAAGGCUUUUGAAUACCCUAAGCCAAAUGUUGCAGAAUUCAGGCACAGACCUUUCCCAAGCUAACAUUUCUGUACAUAUUAAUUUGGGGAGGAGAAGUGGUAGCAGCCAUAAUACUUCCACAAGCAUUGCUACUUCGAAGGAUCAGGGGAUGAACCAUGAUCCUGCAACCUUAUUAUUGGUCAAGCCGGGGUAGGGAACAGGAUCCAUGAGUCAAGCAGCCACAAAGAGAUACAAAUCAGACAGAUCAGAUAGUCACUCAUCUUCAGGAUUAAUUAUUCUGUGCCGAUGCCUAACGCCAUCUGAAGGACAACCACAAUGCGUCACAUCAUCCCUUGCUCGGUACUGCGGCUCGGUACUAAUGACAUGGUACAUUCUAGUUGGUCUCCGGGAGGCGUUCUGC
Dendrobium catenatum is the source of this 1470-nucleotide messenger RNA. RefSeq names its product transcription factor BIM2. The record is from RefSeq and is a predicted model, not a curated record. Lineage: Eukaryota; Viridiplantae; Streptophyta; Magnoliopsida; Asparagales; Orchidaceae. Gene Ontology annotation, molecular function: protein dimerization activity; DNA-binding transcription factor activity. The transcript has 8 exons. Gene Ontology annotation, biological process: DNA-templated transcription.